GGCGGCCCGCGCAGGGCCCCUCCUGCCCCGGGAGCACCCAUUCCCCCAUCAGGGUCAGGUGCACCGAGGGCGGGCGGCGCCCACAGCCCACGCAGGGGGUCGGGAUGACCAAGCACAGGGGACUUCGGGGGGCUGGGACCCCCUUGGCCUUCUGCAGGGCCAGGCCGCGGGCAAGAGACAGGCGCUACUAACCCUUUUUGGCUUGGGUGUCACAAGUGCUUUGGGGAAUUUAAAUGAAAACGGUGGCUCGGCUCCUUGGAGGGGGUUGGCGGGGGGCGAGGGGGGGAGCGAAUGGCCUUUACACAGACUCGGAAGAGGCUUGGAAGGAUCCCCACCCCCACUUCCAGCCGAAGGGACGCCCUUGGGGUCUGCGGAAUGGGGCUCUCCCAGAGCCACGGAGGCACCCCACUCCCCCCACCACCCCAUUUUCGGGAAGGCGGGCCCUGCCCUCCAGUUAGCAAAGGAGGGACUGGUGCUCGGGGACAGGUGAGGGGCGUGCCCUCUGCAGGUCUCUUCCUCCGCCCAGAUCCGGGCUGUGGCCACCAGUGCCCUCUGCUGCCAGGCAGGGGAGCUAGAGAGGCCCUGCCAUGAGCCGGAUCUCCUGGGAGGAGAGCUCAGGUCCUGGCAUGCACCUCCGAAGGAACAGCACAGUGGAGCUGUAUUUGAACAGAAGGAGGUGGAGAGCCUGGGGAUUUGGGGCCCUGCACUCCUUAUUUAUGACCCAGAGAAGGUCUUCGCGUUCUUUCUCUGCUGCCCGUGGAUGAUGCUCCUGGGCCAGCUAGGCACACCUUUAGCGGACCCGCGCCAGGGGAGUGAGGGAGGUGUGGGACCAGCCUCUGCGGACCUGCCACAGCGCCUGCGCCACAGGGAGGGUCUCUGCCAGCAGCAGUGGGUAAUAAUCCUUUCACCAAGGAUCCUUCCAAUGUCUCCCCGGUGCACUCACUAUCUGAAAGGUUUUCCUCCAGCAAAUAACUUGCAUUUAUUUCUCUCCUCUUUACUAAUCAGACACAGUGCCUGGUCAGGACGGGUCACCAGUCCUUUUGAGGUCCGAGGAGAGGUGCCGCCCCGCAGGGACCCACACUCCUGGGAGGAUGGUGCGGAUCUUGGCCAAUGGGGAAAUCGUGCAGGAUGACGACCCCCGCGUGAGGACCACUGCCCCCCCACGCAACAGCACCCCUCGACAGAGCUUCCUCAACAGGGGCCAUGGUGCCCCCCUGGGGGGUCCCGGCCUCCGGCAGCAGCAGGGGGGAGCCAGGCUGGGCGCUGCUCAGUCCCCCUUCAAUGACCUCAACCGGCAGCUGGUGAACAUGGGCUUCCCCCAGUGGCAUCUCGGCAACCACGCCGUGGAGCCGGUGACCUCCAUCCUGCUGCUCUUCCUGCUCAUGAUGCUCGGCGUGCGUGGGCUCCUGCUGGUGGGCCUCGUCUACCUGGUGUCCCACCUGAGUCAGCGGUGACCUCUGCCGGGGGCAGGCGUGGGGAGAGGGAGUUGCCGGGCCUCGGUGUGAGAACAGGCACAUGGGGAGGGGAACCUUGUGGUGCCUUGAAGGUGUGCCCGGAGAAUGCUGUUUCCACGCGGUGUUCCCAUGAUGCUGAGGGAACCUCUAGUCCAGCAGUCCCAGCGUAUCGGUGGAUGCCCUCACCCCCCUGCGAUGUUUGUCGGUAGUAUCGGGCCUGCAUUAAGCACAAAGAGCAAGAACAGGAUGCCCUUCCCAUUGUCUUGCAAUCCUCUUAUGCCAGGGAGACGGCCCCAGCUUGGUGCCAACAUGUUCUCAUGCCUCUGGACCCCGUGCUGACUUCCCCUGUAAGUUGGGAACAGGCCGGGGGCUUAGGGCAGGUGGGAAAAGUUUCCCAACUUUUAUAGCCCUGCUUUUGUUGGCUACCUGUGUAUGACAGGUGGUACCGGCAUUCUAUUUAUUGUGGUGGCAUUUUCAAUAAAUGAAUUUAGUAAACAUGUG
Molecule: messenger RNA, 1955 nt
Organism: Myotis davidii
Lineage: Eukaryota; Metazoa; Chordata; Mammalia; Chiroptera; Vespertilionidae
Gene: FAM241B
Product: chromosome unknown open reading frame, human C10orf35
Exons: 3
Coding region: 1092-1454 (120 amino acids)
Cellular component (GO): intracellular membrane-bounded organelle
Source: RefSeq, a predicted model, not a curated record